Molecule: messenger RNA, 4383 nt
Organism: Saprolegnia parasitica CBS 223.65
Lineage: Eukaryota; Oomycota; Saprolegniomycetes; Saprolegniales; Saprolegniaceae
Exons: 9
Coding region: 32-4348 (1438 amino acids)
Cellular component (GO): plasma membrane
Molecular function (GO): calcium-activated cation channel activity
Source: RefSeq, a predicted model, not a curated record
AAACGUUCAACGGUCGUCGCUGCGGCGCAAGAUGGAGCCCGAAUUGGCUCAAGGAAGUACGCCCGAGAGUCCUGUCGAGGCAAGCCUCGAAGCUGACGCCAUCGCGAUGUCCGCAAUACGUCUGCCUCCAUUGCCAGGAGCCUCGGCGCCGCCUUUGCCAGAGCCUCUCGAGCCGCCAACCCCUUACACCGACGCAGCGACGAAUCUCACCGAGGAGAAUGACGCGUCCAUGUCGGACAACCUUGAUCCGCGUAGCGUCAGCACGGAUCCCGAGUCGCAGGUCGUGCCGGAGGAAGUCGAUGCUGCGAGCACACCAGCAAACGACACAGUCACAACGGGCCAAGUCGACGACGGCGCAGCAGGUACGCUGACAGAGGCCGACGCCACAUACAGCGAAUGGACAGAGGUCCAAGGCGGCGCUCCGCCUGACGACGUGGGGUCGAGCGAGACGCCAACCGAGGCAGCGCUUGAAGACACCAGCCUUGGCGCGCCGAUCGAGACAGCGUCCGAAGAGAGCAACUUGGGAGCGUGGCGUGACGAAACAGUGCUUGCAGACACUGACACCAAUGCAGAGUGGGUGCAAGACACCGAUGCAAUGGAAAACGCACCGAUGGAAGAGAAUGAAGGCCAGUGGGCAACCGACGAGGCACCCGACGAACCGCACGAAGAUGACGGCGCGCUUGGUGACAACACGGUCAAUGACGCCGACGACAUGACUGAUGGCGCCGAGUGGGUCGAUGGAGCAGGCGACCAAGCAGAUGUCUAUCCAGACCCGAAUGACACCUCGGACGCGUGGCCACAGCCAGAAGGAGACGCCGUUACAAGUCAAACUGACAACCCUCAAAUGUGGCCAGGUCAAGAAAAUUUAGACCAAGGCCAGGCGUACAUGGACGAAGCGGCCAACACCGAGAACGCUGGGUGGUCGUCGCUGGAUCCGAACACUUCAUGGACACCAGAGCCUGAUCGCGCGGUCGGCUGGUCGUCGUUCCACCCGGACCCUUCGUGGACGGACGAAGCCAGUGCCCCUCCGUUGGCGACAAGCAUCACCACAUCAACCACAGCUCCGCUGCCUGCGGAUCUCGACGGGUUGCGCAAUCGUCCUGGCUCGGCCAAGAGAGCACUCACACGCGUCGAGAUGAUCAAGUACGCCAAAGACUUUGCCGCCGCGGAGCGUCUCGGCGCGGGCAAGUCGUUCUUUAAGACGACCAUGAAGGACAUUGCCGAGCUCGGCGUCGGCCUGCAGCUCUAUUUCCUCUUCACCAAGUACAUGGGUCUCUGCUUCGUCGUCAUGUCGGUGCUGGCAUUGCCAGCGCUCGUCAUGCACGCGUCGGCCCGCGGCAUCGACACGCAGAUGAUUGACCCGAUGCGUCUCGGUCUCUUGACGAUCGCCAACGAAGGCGUCAACUCGACUGCGAACGCGACCACCGAGUGGUGCGCCGGCAACCCCUUCACGGACGACCCCCACAUCGUGAGCUACCUCAUCACCGCCUGCGACUUUCUCUACUCCCUGACGUUUGCCGCGUUCAUGUGGUUCUUCAAGAUCACGGCGGACCAAGUCAUUGCACGCAACGCCGACGCGAUUACGCCGGCGAAAUACGCCGUGUACGUGCGCGGCUUGCCACCGUCGGCGACCCAAGAAAGCAUUUUACAGCACUUUAACGCGCGCUACGACCCAACGACCGAGAGGAGAGAGUACCCGAUGAAGCUCGGCUGCUGGGGUCGGCCCCGGGCGCCCAAGGUGCAAGGCGAUUUGACGCGCGGCGGGCGGCUCGCCAAGCCUGUCGACAACACGGCGCACCUCACGCACCCCCACGAGAUGUAUCUGCGCACGUACGUGGCCGAAGUGAGCAUUGCGCACCCAACGGGCGGGCUCCUGCGGACGUUUCUGGCGAUGGAAUACCUCACGGGCAAGGCCGCCGAGCUCAACGACAUUCUCAGAACGCUCAAGGCGCUGCCCACAAUGGAUGCGGCCGACCGCCUUGAGAUCACAACCAAGUACAACCUUUCUUCUCUCGCAAUUGUUGCAAGCGAAAUGGCGCGGGCGUCUAGGAUCGAAGCGCAGCUGGAAAAGGUGACCGACACCCUCGAGAAGAAAACGAGCAAGCUCAAGGAGCUCCGCGAAAACCGCGCCAACAACCUCACCGACUGCGACUGCGCCUUUGUUGUCUUCAACAGCGUCGAGGCCCAGCGGCGGUACGCCUGCGUAGCCGUCAUGCAUUCGUACCAUGGAUCAAUAAGGUGUCUGCGUGACUACCGCACGAGCCAGUACAGCUUGGCGCGCCGGUUCCAGCCCAAGGAGCUUCGGUUCCAGGGCACUCACGCGCUCUGGGUGCAGCAAGCGCCCGAGCCGUCCAACAUCAUUUGGGAAAACCUCGAAGUGCCCGUGCGUGAGCGGCGUUUUCGGCGGUAUGUGACCAACUUUGUGACGUUUUUGCUCUUGCUCGUGUCGUGCGCGGUCAUUUCGCUGGCGCAGAGUGCGCAAGCUACGUUCGCAGGGGACUCGAUCCCCAACUUUUGCUCCGAGGCGCUCCCGGCCGUCUUUACGGGCAACUACUCGGCGAUCCCGACGCUCAAGUGGCAACUCUACUGGAACCAAUACCCCAACGUGACGUGCCCGACGGGAAGCUACUACAUUUCGUACACCAACAACGUCGUGGUGCCGCAAAUCCAGGUCGGCAAUGCGACGCAGUGCGUGACCAACCGCUGCAUCUCUGCGAUUCCAAGCCUCGAUACGACGUGCAGCACGCUCCCGUGCUUCCAGCCGGCGCUCAAGGACGACAAGACGCGGCCGUGUACGACGUACAAGGCAUCCGACCUCCUCAAAUGCUACUGCGAGCCCGCUCUCGAGCGCGCGAUUUCUCUCUACGGCUGGCUCGAUGGCCCCAAAAAGAUGUACAGCUACCAGCUGCCGUGCCAAGAGUACUUGUCGAAUUACGUCAAGAAGAAUGCGUCGCUCUUCCUCGCAGCGGCCACGGUCAUUGUCGUCAACCUCGUGCUGCAGAUGAUUCUCCGCGCCUUUGCUGACUUUGAGCGCCACGUGAGUGAGAGCGAGCGCGCGUCGGCCACGGUGCUCAAGCUCUUUUUCGCGCAGCUGCUCAACACGGGUAUCAUUGUCCUCUUGGUGAACGCCAACUUGAGUUCGGUGCCACUGCCGUCGACGCUGCGGGAGAUCCUCAACGGCAAAUUCGACGACUUUGUGCGGCAGUGGUACAUUAGCGUCGGCGUUGGCAUCUCGACGACCAUGAUCAUCAACGCGGUCUCGCCGCAGAUCGGACCGAUCUUGCAAACGUACGUCAUUCGGCCGUGGCGGCGGUCGCGAGCGCUCAAGGCCGCAGUGACGCAAAAGCAAAUGAACGACUUGUUCGCAGGCCCGCCCUUUGACAUUUCGCUGCGGUACCCGCUCGUGCUCAACACGGUGUUUGUGACCAUGAUGUACUGCGGGGGUAUUCCCGUGCUGCUUCCCGUCGCUGCCCUCGCGUGCCUCGUCAUGCAUCUUCUCGAUAAACUGACCAUCAUGAAGCUGUACUCGGUCCGCACCGCCUACGACGAGGCGCUCGGCGAGCUCUCGCAGGCGAUGCUACCAUUUGCGCUUUUGCUGCACCUCGGUUUCUCAACGUGGAUGUACGGCAACAGCAUGUUUCUCCAGUCGGGCUUGUUGAACGUGUCGUGGGUUCUGCGCGAAUUCGGCGUCCCAUCCAACUCGACCGACACCAACGACCUCUACAACGAGCUCCAAGCUGCCGUGAGCCAGUACGAUCCGCUCGGCUCCGCGGGCCUCUCGUCCAAGAUCUGGCGACUCAACGUCUUUCCCAUCUUCCUCUUCUUUCUCGUCGCGCUCGUGCUCUUCUUUUUAUCGCAGUUUUUUGGCGCUUUCUUGUGGCCGAUCCUGGAAAAGCCACUGUACUGGCUCGCGACCGGCGUCGCCAACUCGUGCUCGUCGACGCUCCAGAAGACGCUCAUGCACAGCAAGCGCAAGUACUCGGGCGAAACGCCGCUCGUGUCGCAGUACCCGGACUUCACCGGCGAGUACCAGGUCGACGCCACCGCCAAGGCCGUCGACAGCGCAAAAGGCUACGAGCUCCAAGAGAACGGGAUCUUGAUUCGCAAGUGGAUCGUCGACUCGGACGUGCGGAACAAAGGCGACCGCAUGCUCACGUGGGAGGCGAUGGCGGCGCCCGUCAAGACGUACUCGAUCCACGCCAACCCCAAGUAUAUGAAUGCGAUGAUCGAGCUCUCGAACGCCCGCGAGCGCGCCGAAAAUGAGGAUUCGAGUGAGAGCGAGCAAACCAAGCGCGUCAACAAACCCAAGAAACCGACGCGCUCGAGCACGGUCGUGCCUGUUGAGUAGUCUUACUUUUCUUCGGCGUAUGUGUAAAACCCCUG